This is a messenger RNA of Cladophialophora psammophila CBS 110553, 372 nucleotides long. RefSeq lists its product as uncharacterized. The record is from RefSeq and is a predicted model, not a curated record. The transcript has a single exon. Lineage: Eukaryota; Fungi; Ascomycota; Eurotiomycetes; Chaetothyriales; Herpotrichiellaceae. Bases 1 to 372 code for a protein of 123 amino acids.
AUGAGCUAUGAGCUCUAUCCGUUGCCCACCGUGUUCAGUGCUUUGUACAUCAACGGCGCCGUCCUAGGGCUGAACUCUUGUUCCGCUGUUCCAGCACUGUCAUCUCCUGCUCCCCCGAACGUUCCGCUGUCAUUACAGCCCACUCCGACUCAACUGCUCACGGUUCAUCAACCUGGCAUCGAUAGAUUCCCCUUUGCCAAGAUGCGAGACAAUCUCAUCAAUUUGUGUGCCAUGAUCGACGACGAAGACUUCACCCGAGACCUGUUUACAAUGCCCAGUUCUAACAUUACGCCUGGACUUGCAUCGUGGGAUCCUCAAGCCUGGAAAAUCGAGAAAUAUUUUGCGGACAAAUGGGGCUUCCUAUUUUAUUGA